Messenger RNA from Pygocentrus nattereri (red-bellied piranha), 4999 nucleotides. Its product is annotated as apoptosis-inducing factor 3. The coding region runs from base 540 to 2108 and encodes 522 amino acids. NCBI's taxonomy places the organism in Eukaryota, Metazoa, Chordata, Actinopteri, Characiformes, Serrasalmidae. Gene Ontology annotation, molecular function: 2 iron, 2 sulfur cluster binding; flavin adenine dinucleotide binding; oxidoreductase activity, acting on NAD(P)H. The record is from RefSeq and is a predicted model, not a curated record. Gene Ontology annotation, cellular component: cytoplasm. The transcript has 18 exons.
GUCUGAGAAGAAAUCCAGUAAGUAACAUGUUUGCCUUUCUUCAAUUUGUUCAUGUGAACAAAAUAUUCAAAUUUUGUUCCAUCUGAGCCUCCUAAAAACAAAAGUUCCUAAAUGGUUCUAGGUUUGGACGUAUGGCUCUAGGAAAACUGUUUAAUUCAUAGAGAAAUUUUACAUAAUUAGUUCUUAUACUUUUUUUUAAAGCCAUCUGUUCUUUAGGGAACUAAAAGUGGUUCCUCAGUGGCACCACAGCAACGAGCCCCUUUUGUCCCCUAUUUUAAGAAUGUAAACUUAGAUGAGUUAUCCAAAAUCAGACUUUUAAAACAACUUAAGAUUAAAUUUGGCUGGUUGUAAAUGAACUAGCUACAUGUAACCUGUUAAAAAGCUGCCCUUCAAGUUCAGUAAAUAUACUGUAAUUCCUUAAGUCUAUUAAGAGUGUGUUGUGUACUCAGUUUGGUAGAAAGAAGUGUGUUGUGUUCCCAGAAGCAGCGCGUCAUGCUGGCCAACAGGAAGACGAGGAAGAAGCGACUGCGGCUGUGUGUAUGGAGUCCGAUCUCAAGGAUGGAGAGAUGAUGGAUGUGGAUGUUGGGGACCAUAAUGUCCUUUUGGUGAGGUGUGAUGGGGAAUACACUGCCAUUGGUAACCAGUGCACCCACUACGGUGCUCCCUUGAGCACAGGAGUGUUGGUGGGUCACAGGGUACGCUGCCCCUGGCAUGGUGCCUGCUUCAACGUGAAGACUGGAGAUAUGGAGGAGUAUCCGGCCAUGGAUAGCCUGACCUGCCACAAGGUGAAAAUUCUGGACAGAAACGUGUAUGUGACUGUAAACAAAAAGGCUCUAGGGCAGGCCAAGAGAGUGAAGAAGAUGGGAGCCAGAGAUCCCGACGUGAACCACACUGUGAUUCUACUAGGAGGAGGUUGUGCCUCAGUAAUAUGUGCAGAGAUCCUCAGGCAGGAGAACUAUGGGGGAAGAAUCAUAAUGGUGACCAGAGAUGACCUCCUUCCAUAUGACAAAACCAGGCUUAGCAAGGUAAUGAAUGUUAAGAGUGACAGCAUCUUGCUCAGGAGAAUGGAAUUCUACCAAAAGUACGACAUUGAAGUGUGGCUUAAAAAAGAGGCUUUGUCAAUAGACACUGACAGGAAAACAGUGGCAUUUGAUGAUGGCACCACAGAGAGCUAUGACCAGCUCCUUGUUGCAACAGGUUGCAGGGCUAAGGAGCUGGACAGCCCCGGGGCAGAACUGAAGAAUGUGUUGAUGCUGGAGACACCAGAGGAUGCCAACCACAUUCAUAAUGCCUGCAUAGGCUGCAGGACAGUCAUUGUGGGCACCUCCUUCGUUGGCAUGGAGGUGGCAUCCUAUAUGAUCGAUAAAGCUAGCAGCAUCACUAUCAUUGGCUUCAGUGAGCUGCCCUAUCUGAAGACGCUAGGGCGAGAGAUAGGGAAGUUCACCAUGACGGUGUUGGAAGAGAGGGGUGUGAAGUUUUACAUGAAUGACAGUGUCACUGAGGUCCGGGGCAAGAACGGAAGGGUCAAAGAGGUAGUGCUGAAGAGUGGCACCAUUGUGGAAGCUGACGUGUUACUCGUAGGGAUCGGGAUCGUACCUAACUCAGAGUUUCUUAAAGGAAGUGGGAUCAAGAUGGACUCUAAGAACUAUGUCACUGUAGAUAAGUACAUGAGGACCAAUGUAAGAGAUGUCUAUUGUGCAGGAGAUUUAACCUGCUUUCCUCUCCAAAUGAUCAAAGACCAGAGCGUCAGUGUUGCCCACUGGCAAACAGCACAGGCACAAGGACGGAUUGCUGCUUUGAACAUGUUGGGCAAACAAGUCGCUCUGAACACUGUGCCAUUCUACUGGACCGUCCUGCUGGGGCAGACCAUUCGAUACGCAGGGUACGGAGAAGGAUACACUGAUUUAGUACUGAAAGGUCGCUUUGAGGACAUGAAGUUCUUAGCAUUUUACAUCAAAGAUGAUGAAGUGGUGGCUGCAGCAGGCUUGAACGUUGAACCUGCUGUUUCGGCCGUGGCCGAAAGGUUCGCAGCGGGGAAAGUGAUUACGAAGGCGGAAGCAGAGUCAGAUGACUUGAGCUGGUUGAAACUGCCGACCAGCAAACAGUGACAGCAACAUGAACUUCUUCAGUGCUCUUCUCCUGCUCCUUCUUCAGUUUCUUCAAUCCAUCAUUCAUUUGUAUCUUCAUUCCUUAAGUGGAAACCAAUACUCAGAGGACAGCUACACAGAGGGAAGAAGUCUUCUUGAAGUCACUGUGCAUUGACAGUUCAGUAGGCAGAAUUUAGUGUCUCAUCAGGGAGCUUCGUGUAUGGAUCAUACUCUCUUGGUACUCUUACACUCACAGUCAGAGCCAUGGAUCUGAAUGAGAAGGAAGGUAUAACUUCGUCAUGAAAGAAUUGGCACAGCAUUGCUGUCAGACAUCUGAAGCCACAAACCUUUUAAGAGUUUGAAAUUGGAGGCGCAUAGAUGGUUCCUGAAGGUUGUCAAAUUUAAAAUUAUUUUAGGAACAGUUCAUGAGAAUAAUCAGGGAGAGAGCAUAUCAUCGCUGUCAUACGUUGUCAUACGGAAGGGUAUACAUUGUCACCACUAGUUUCUUAUAAGAUCCACAUAAUGAACUUUGAAUUGAAUGACUAUAAGAAUAAAAUAACGAAGAAGUUAAUAAGAAGUUUGUUAUUGUCCCUAAAUGGUCGAGUGGUGGUGUGGCCAACGGAUAUUGGUCCAGGUUUAAAAAAAAACAAACAAAAAAACUUUUUUCCUCUUCUGUAAAGUUAGUGUUUCAUGGUCAAGAUUUUCCUAUGACAGCAAUGAUAUGGAUAUUCAAUUUCAGUGCACAGUCAUUGAGCAGCACCAUGAGAAUAAGGAAUUUCAUGGAAUCAUUGUAAAAUAUGGAGAAGUCCUUAAGACAAAAACAAGAUUAAAAGGGAAAAAGUUUCCACUUAGUUCAUAAGUUUGCAUUUACUUUCAGCAGCAAUACAACACCAGAGAUACAAAGUAGAGCACUGGUAGUAGUGGUUGAUCAAAUAUUAAGUACAGUGUCAGUUAAGUAGAUUGGACAAAUGAUGGAUCUGGUGUAACUAGAUAACCAGUCAUCAGGCUCCAAACAGGAGUGUGUACGGUGGAAAAACACAGAGAGACCUCUGACCAGGCCUGUGUUUGGAGUGCCCCACUAGAGCACAGAGGGGGAUUAGGUGAACAGUGCGCAAUGGGUGGAAAGAGAUGCUGACUGCAUCGGUGGUCACAAAAGGGGGGUGAUAAUAGGACUGGACAAACAAGACACAAAAGGGGCUCGUUUAAAAAAGCUUGUUUUACAAAAGAAAUGCUGUGCUGCUCUCUCUCAUUGCCUCGCUUUACCUCUCUUACUCACAAGCUCACCUUACCUUCAAAUCUCUCACUGUCCUUGUGCAUUUUUUCUAAUGUUUUCAUGUAGGAACUGGUAUAAACAGUAUGCAGGCCAUGUAGAGCAGUCAGGAGUCAGUAUUUAGGGCAGGGGGUUUUAACCUCAUAGCUGUAGGCAGUCCUUUAAAAUGUUUAGUGACAUUACUAUUAUAUUAGUGAAUGAUGAUAUACUUUAUAGAGUGAUACGGGUCUUGUGUGUUUGUAGAAAGCAGAAUUUUCUCUCGUGUACAUUUUUAAAAAAUCUAAGCAGAAACCAAAGAUUGGUCUUAAUGGAUAAAACAAUCGGUCAGAUAAUGCAAAUAGCAAAAAUACGCUUUCCAAUCGUUGAAGGAAUACUCCAGCUUCAUAAAACAAUCUCUGUCUGCUUCAUCUGUAUUGUAUUUUGAGUUAACAUGGUCAGUUUGACACAUUUCCCUAUACUUAGUAAAAGGACCGAAAGCCCAUUGACUUGAAGCUCAUUUGUUAUAGAAGCCAUCGGGCCGUUGCUGAAUUCCAUGAAUAAAAGUUUAAAAUAUGUGACUGUAACACCACUACUGGUUACCUUUUCUCUUGAAAACUAGGAAAACCUUUUUUGUGAACUCAUUAAAGUAUUCUACCAAAAUAUGUUUCACUUAAACUUUUAUUGGUGGAAUUUACAGUUUCCCAUUGGCUUCUAUUGCAAUGAUGUUCUCAAAAGUAUUGUCUGUGGUAAUCCACUAUGUGGUGCACCUGAUGGAUAUCAUGUUGAAAAACUCUGGAAUAGUCCUUUAAGAGGGUUAAAUUUAAAAAUGUAGAUUUUGUUUUAAACCCCCUUUUUGAAUCAGAUAUCCUGUAGCUGGCAGACAAUUGCUAUUCAGUUAUUUAAUGAUUAUCACUGUGUGGAAUUUCUAAAUAUAUAUAUAUAUUAAAAAGUAGCAGUGCAAAACUAAGAUGAACCAUAUAUUCUAAAUGCUUUUAACACAAAUGCUCUAGUAGGAAUACCAAGUAUUCCAAGCAAAUGUCCAGUGUGAAGUCCUCAGGCAAAAUACCUCUCAUGAUUACGCUUUAUGUUAUCCAGUUUUUGCACCAGUGUACUACCGUACUGGCGAGUGUAUUGACUUGCAGCAGUGGCGUCCAGUUACAAGGUCCAUUUUUCCUUUCCAUGAAAACAGCAUUCUGCAAAACGUUGUAAAGGUGCACUGUAUUUUCAACAUGUUACACUUUGCAUGGCAUAUAAUCACCAUCUACUACAAUGCAGUGGUGACUAUGUUUCAUUUCACAAUUUUUCUGUUACUAUGGAUGUAGCAUCACUCCUGUUCAUUGCUAGGAUGCUGGAUGUAUUUAAGUGCAUUAAAGUAAUCACUUAAGAUUGUUUUCAAUGUCACAACCUGCUGCUAAUCAAGUGGGAAAGACCUCACAUCUCACACAGUAUAAUAGCAGUUACAGCCACUAUUCCACUAUUCAUUUAUGGUUUUGUACCGACUUUGAAAAUAAAGUAUUCUGUUGUACAACAUGGUUACAAAAAACCAAUGCCUUAUGACUGUGCCUUAAGUGUCUGUGAGAAAAUAAGAUUCCUAACAAAGAGAUGUUUUUAAUCACUCUUCAUUCUUCAUAUAUUUAUAUCCAGUCAAAACAGUGACUUAAGU